CCCCUCCCCCAGUCUCCCGGCGGCGGCCUAGCUCUCUUCCUUCCACUCCACUUCAGAAACACCAAGCGACUUUUCUUCUUUCCCACGCCAACACAGACACACAAAAACAGAACACAGACAGCCCGCGAGUAACUUCUUCUCGAAGUCACAACAAUUACAUUUUUCUCAGUUUUAACGAUAAUGGACAACGAAAUAAGCAAGAAAGUAGGGCUGGUGAGCUGACUUCGCUUCGGAUGGAUUUUACUCGGGGGAAACAGGAUAAAGUUUUAUGUGCGUGCGUGUUUCAGCGAACUUCGACGCACAACUUUUCAUUGUUGUCGUUUUCCCUUUCAGUUGGAGGAGAUACCUAGCUAUAUAUAUAUUUUUUUUUACACCCGUAUGCAAAUAUUCAUGGAUUUAACUUUUUGGUUUCGUCGGUGUGUUUUGUAACUUGUUUUUCUAUCCCAGAAGAGGCAACAAGGAACGAGGGGGACAAGUCAAGAAAUCAGCUACCUAAAUAGCUACUGUAGUUAGCUUAGCUACUGUAGCUAACAAAAAUGAACAGUCGUUGAAUGCUUAUUUUUGCGGAGUUUGCAAUAAAUAGUCUCUUGUUUAUGGGUUAUAUCGUUACUACCACUGAAAAGCGUGGAAUUAUAAAUAAUACCGUGUGUUAGCUAGGUAGCUAAGUGUUUUGAGAUAGGGUUUUUGGAACUGGAUAUUUUCCGAACGGAGUAAGUUAACUGUUAGCUAGCUAAAAACAGGACUUCCACAGCAAGACCACACUGUUUCGAAAUCCAAGAUGCCGCAGCUGGACGGGGGAGGAGGCGAUGAUUUGGGGGCAAACGACGAGUUAAUUUCGUUUAAAGACGAGGGGGAACAGGAGGAAAAAACAGCCGAGAAUGUGUCCUCUGAGCGGGACCUGGACGACGUCAAGUCCUCGCUGGUUAACGAGACGGAGAACAACAGCAGUUCGUCUGACUCCGAGCAGGCAGGCAGUCACAGACGUCCCCAGCAGCACAGACCAGAUUGGGAGAGCUAUGUCAGGCAGAGAGAGUUCUUUGCAGAAGCUCUGAGACAGCAACACGACAGUGGGUUGUUCAAGGCAUCUCCAUAUGCUGGCUAUCCCUUACUGAUGAUCCCUGACCUGGGUAACCUAGCUAACCUGAGUCACCUGGGGAACCUUGGCAACCCCUACCUCUCUCCCGGAGCCCUCUCACCCGGCGCCAGGACGUAUCUACAGAUGAAGUGGCCCAUGCUGGAUGUUCCUGGAACCUCUGCUUUAAAAGACCCUCGCUCCACCUCCCCCGCUCACAUGUCCAAUAAGGUACCAGUGGUGCAGCACGGUCACCUGCCCCCCUUCUCUCCCCUCCUGUCCUACAGUCCAGACCCCUUCCCCCCGCGGACACCCCCUCCUCACCUCUCACCUGACACAGGUCUUCCCCGCACUCCCCACCCAGCAGAGCUCUCCCCCUACUACCCUCUCUCUCCUGGAGGCAUGGGACACAUGACACAUCCUUUGGGCUGGCUGCCGGGCCAGUCUAUGUACGGUAUUCCAGCGGGGGGGUUUAGACCAUCCUACCCUGCAGCUCUCGCCAUGAACUCUUCUAUGUCCAGCUUGGUGGCCAGUCGUUUCUCGCCCCACAUGGUCCCGUCCCUGCAGACGUCUGUCCCUCACCCUGCCAUCGUUUCCACGGCGAUCAAACAGGAACCAAGAGACGGCAACCGCCACGGGUGUGGCGUAUCCAUGGGGGACAGAGAGAAAGAGGAGGAGAAGAAGCCCCAUGUGAAAAAGCCUCUGAAUGCCUUUAUGCUGUACAUGAAGGAGCAGAGACCCAAGGUGGUGGCAGAGUGCACGCUGAAGGAGAGCGCUGCCAUCAACCAGAUACUGGGACGCAGGUGGCACUCUCUAUCUCGUGAGGAGCAGUCAAAAUACUACGAUAUGGCCCGUAAAGAGAGACAGCUACACUCCCAACUCUACCCGGGAUGGUCAGCUAGAGACAACUACGGGAAAAGAAAGAAGAGGAAGAGAGAUGGCAGGCCAGAGACUGCUCCAGAUGGACAAAUAACACACACCCAGUCUGCUGCUUCAGAGGAGCACUUCUCUCCACAACCCAAGAAGUCAUGUGUGUCGUAUGGAACUCAGGAGAGGCCCAGUGUUUCUCACACACACCUGACACACACACACCUGUCCCAGGCUAGUCCCGCCUCCUCCCUGGACUCUCCAGCCACGCCCACCACUGCUCUGGCCUCCCCUGCCGCUCCCGCACCCACACACACUGAACACACACACUCUCACUCUGAGCACACACAUCCUGAGCAGGUCCAGCCCCUCUCCCUCACCACCAAACCCCCUCGCCCACACUCGCACAGGGAGACACACGGUCAGACUUACACCCACAUCCAGUCUCACACACACCCACACUUGUUCACUCACACACACCUGCCCCUCACCACUAAGACCACUUCUUCUCAAUCCUCUUCCUCUCAUCCCCCCUUUUCUCCCCACAUGAGCUCAUCCAGUAACCAGACUCCGCCGCUCCUUACUGGACCAAUCCCAUUCACCUCUGGCUUAGCCCCUACCACCUCCAUCCACCAAUCGACGAUGAGCUCCCAUCAUGCCAUGCUCCAGUCCCAGCCUCUUUCCCUCGUCACCAGAAAUAAUCAUUGAAACCCAAAGAUGCU
Messenger RNA from Oncorhynchus nerka (sockeye salmon), 2661 nucleotides. RefSeq names its product transcription factor 7 like 1a (gene tcf7l1a). The transcript is spliced from 12 exons. Gene Ontology annotation, biological process: regulation of transcription by RNA polymerase II; generation of neurons; canonical Wnt signaling pathway. Lineage: Eukaryota; Metazoa; Chordata; Actinopteri; Salmoniformes; Salmonidae. The coding region runs from base 779 to 2647 and encodes 622 amino acids. The record is from RefSeq and is a predicted model, not a curated record. Gene Ontology annotation, cellular component: chromatin; beta-catenin-TCF complex. Gene Ontology annotation, molecular function: DNA-binding transcription factor activity, RNA polymerase II-specific; RNA polymerase II cis-regulatory region sequence-specific DNA binding.